Molecule: messenger RNA, 285 nt
Organism: Alternaria ventricosa
Lineage: Eukaryota; Fungi; Ascomycota; Dothideomycetes; Pleosporales; Pleosporaceae
Exons: 3
Coding region: 1-285 (94 amino acids)
Molecular function (GO): flavin adenine dinucleotide binding
Source: RefSeq, a predicted model, not a curated record
AUGACUCCGCGCACGUCUGGAGCUGCGUCUAUCCGAGAUGGCAUCGUCAUCGAUCUUUCCAAGAUGCGCAAGGUGAUUGUCGAUGUGGAUGCCGAAACAAUCAAGGCAGACGGUGGGACUAUCUGGGAAGAUGUCGACGUUGAGGCUGCCAAGUUUGGUCUUGCAACUGUAGGUGGCACCGUCAACCAUACCGGCGUGGGGGGCUUGACUCUGGGAGGAGGCUAUGGUUAUCUUACAGGAAAGUACGGCUUAACGAUUGGUAUGUGCAUGAACCAGUAUCAAUGA